UCUCAUCAGUGAAAGAAGUUAUUAUGUCCAUGGAAAGUGAAGAGGCAUCAUCACAGGAAAACAUUUCUAUUUCUCUGGAAAGUGAUGAUGUGCUAUUUAAGGACAUUCCUAUUCUAGAAAAAGAUAACUAUGCAGAUUGGAAAGAUAAGAUGGAAAAAUUCUUGAAGAGCAAAGGACUGUGGGAUUAUCUUCUUAAUGGACCAAUACCAAGUGAAUCUGAAGAUUGGGAGAAAAGGAGAGAAAUUAAAUCAGGAAUCAGAAGAAAGUGUGGAGCUUGUGUACUACCAUAUAUUGAAGGAAUAGAAACUAUCAGACUUAUUUGGAGCCAAUUGGUUACCAUGUAUGAGUUCACUCAUCCAAGAAUAACAGGGAUGACAGUGGAUAGCACAAAUUACACAUGGUGUGAGCCAUUUUACAAAGCUAUUGUUGAUGGUAAUUGGAAGAGUGUUUCUGAGUUCCUCUCAGAAAAUGAUCAGGGAGUACUUACAGCUAGACUCACAUCAGAAGGAGAACUUCCUCUUCAUGUAGCAGUUCAAAGAGGAAAGGUUGAAAUUGCGAAGGAAUUGAUAAAAAACAAUGCCUGCAGAUCAUCUAUCAAGACAAGGAAAACAGCGCAGAACACCCCUUCAUAUUGCUGCUUCUGGUGGCAACUUAGAGAUUGUUAUGGCCAUUGUAGAUAAUGAUGACAGACUAGUGACAAAAACAAGCAUAUACUACGAUGGUAGUAUUCCGAUCAUCAUCGCUGCAAAGGCCGGCAACAAAGAUGUGGUAGAUUAUCUUUACCCGAUCACCAUACGCGAAAAAGGUUUUCUCAAGACAGACUCCAUUACUACGGCUACAUUUCUUACUUCUCUAAUUUUUGGUGAUUUCUAUGGAGAAGCUCUUGAUCUACUACAGAAAUACCCAGAUUUAGUCUUGUUCAAAGAUAUUGAUGGAGUUACUGCCAUGGAUGCACUCUCAAGAAAGCCUUCUGCAUUUAAAAGUUCAUUCCCAACCAUAAGAAGUGGAAUUGGGACCUUGGAAUAUUAUUUUCAGAAUUUUAUGUACUCAUUGCUAGAUGUCCAUGUUGGUGCCGAAAAUGCAUGUUGGCACACAAGAAGAGACGUGAAAAAUUCCUUCGAUGCCAAUGGAGAAAGCAGUCAAGUGCCUGGUUGCAAACACAUCUAUGAAGAGAAGUUGAAGCAUUAUAAAGCGUCUGUGCUACUUAAAGAAGUAUGGAGGCUAGUAUCAAAAAUUAGUGACCUUGGCCAUGUGGAUGUGGAGGAUGUAGUGGUUGCAGCAAUGUUUCAAGCAACCCAGAAUGGGAUUGAAGAAUUUAUUAAAGAGAUGAUCAAUUACUGUCCUCAGCUUAUAUCACAAUUUUAUCCCAACUCUGAAGUUGGUUCAAAUUAUGAAGGCCAAACAAUAUUUCAUUAA
Telopea speciosissima is the source of this 1416-nucleotide messenger RNA. RefSeq lists its product as uncharacterized. The coding region runs from base 577 to 1416 and encodes 279 amino acids. Lineage: Eukaryota; Viridiplantae; Streptophyta; Magnoliopsida; Proteales; Proteaceae. The transcript has 5 exons. The record is from RefSeq and is a predicted model, not a curated record. Gene Ontology annotation, molecular function: protein binding.